AUGCAAGUACAAGUUUGUUCACCGAAAACAAUUUCGAGGGUCGCCAUCAUCCCGACCUACUACUUCGCACGCAAGUUGUUCGACCAAAUUCCCCAACCACCUUUUCGCUCUCUCAGUACUUUUUAUGCUAAGCAGAAUCCACCUGAUGAUGCCUUCUCACUUCUCCGAUGGACGUUGGCCUCUGGGACAAGGCCUACAAGCUUCACCUUUGUUCCAGUUCUCUCAUCUGCAUUACUUGAUCUACGUCAUGGGAUCCAGCUGCAUUCAUUGAUCUUGAAGACUGGUUUACUCUAUGCUGAGCCCUUUUCAAGCACCGCAUUGCUUAAUUUUUUGGCGAGGAAUGGGCAUUUUGAUGAUGCACUCAAGUUAUUUGAUGAAAUUCCUUACAAAACUGUGGUCACAUGGAACUCACUCAUUUCCAGGUUUUCACAGCAUGGUUUUGCUAAAAAUGCAAUUUUUAUGUUCCGUGAUCUUCUCAGAAGUGAUAUUAGACCAUCAGAAUGUUCUUUUAUUGGUAUCCUGUCUGCUUUUAGUUCUUCAGAAAAUUUGGAAAAUUGUAGCCUAUGCUGCUUCAAACUGGAGUUUCAAAUGCAUGGCCUCAUGAUCAAGACGUCUAUGGAUUCUUAUAUUGUGGUUUUGAAUGCGUUGAUGAAUGUUUAUUCGAACUGGUCCAGUGUUUGUGUGGUGGAGAGGUUGUUUAACAAGUCAACUGUGGUGCGCCUGAGAAGGCGUUAG
Messenger RNA from Dioscorea cayenensis subsp. rotundata (Guinea yam), 735 nucleotides. RefSeq names its product pentatricopeptide repeat-containing protein At3g58590-like. The transcript has 2 exons. The record is from RefSeq and is a predicted model, not a curated record. Lineage: Eukaryota; Viridiplantae; Streptophyta; Magnoliopsida; Dioscoreales; Dioscoreaceae. Gene Ontology annotation, biological process: RNA modification. Gene Ontology annotation, molecular function: RNA binding; protein binding. The coding region runs from base 1 to 735 and encodes 244 amino acids.